AUGUCCCGGGGGCAGACGGGAGACCAACCCAACUGCCAAACGAGAUCGAGGCUGCCUUUCCCCUCACCAGACCUGCUUGGGAUUUCAACACGGCUGAAGGUAGGGAACACCUACGUCUUUAUCGCCAGGGAGGUUCAGCUUGCUUCAGGAACGGUGACUCAUACCUUCCUGCAUGUACCAGAUUGCCCCUACCCCCUGCUAGGACGGGACCUUUUAACCAAGCUUGGAGCACACAUCUAUUUUGAAAAUAAGGGAGCCAAGAUUACUGAUUCUAAAGGAGCACCUAUACAAGUGCUCACCCUUAAAUUAGAAGAUGAAUAUAGACUGCAUCAUGAUCCCCAUCCUGUCCAAACAGGCAUAGAUCAGUGGCUGGCCAAGUACCCAGACGCUUGGGCAGAGACAGGAGGAAUGGGAUUAGCUACACAUCAGCCACCCCUAAUUAUUGAACUGAAAGCCACCGCGGCACCGGUGGCUGUUAAGCAAUAUCCUAUGACGGCCGAAGCCCGCCAAGGAAUUAGACCACAUAUUAAAAGACUGCUAGAGCAAGGAAUAUUAAUCCCCUGCCGGUCAGCCUGGAACACUCCUCUGUUGCCUGUUAAGAAACCUGGAAGCGGGGAUUACAGACCAGUACAGGAUUUAAGGGAAAUCAAUAAGCGGGUAGAAGAUAUCCACCCCACGGUCCCGAAUCCUUAUAACUUGCUGAGCACCUUGUCUCCUAGCCAUACUUGGUACACUGUAUUGGACCUGAAAGAUGCCUUCUUCUGUCUAAAGCUGCACCACCAGAGUCAGCCCCUGUUUGCCUUCGAAUGGAAGGACUCCGACCUGGGAAUUUCCGGACAGCUUACUUGGACACGGCUGCCACAGGGGUUUAAGAACAGCCCCACCCUCUUUGAUGAGGCCCUGCACCAAGAUCUGACUGCCUUCAAAACCCUCCACCCCCACCUGAUUCUGUUACAAUAUGUAGAUGACAUCUUGCUGGCGGCAGAGACACAGGAGAAGUGCCUAGCAGGUACGGAGGCUCUUUUGCAAGAAUUGGGACAGAUGGGAUACAGAGCCUCAGCAAAGAAGGCCCAGCUCUGCCAGAAAGAGGUAACCUACUUGGGAUACCGGCUGAGCGGAGGACAGAGAUGGCUGACAUCAGCUCGCCAGGAAACCAUCUUGGGCAUCCCAGCACCUCGUGAUCGCAGACAGGUGAGAGAAUUUCUGGGGACUGCCGGGUUUUGUCGCCUAUGGAUUCCAGGGUUCGCGGAAAUGGCAGCCCCCCUGUACCUCCUGACCAAGACAGAUGAACCUUUCAUUUGGGAAGACUGCCACCAACAGGCCUUCAAUAGCAUAAAGAAGACCCUGUUGGAAGCACUGGCUCUUGGCCUGCCUGAUCUAACCAAACCGUUUGAACUGUACGUGGAUGAAAAGCUGGGGUAUGCAAAGGGGGUCCUGACUCAAAAACUGGGGCCGUGGAGACGCCCCGUAGCUUACUUGUCAAAGAAACUAGACCCAGUGGCUGCCGGCUGGCCACCUUGUCUGAGGAUGGUGGCUGCCCUGGCAGUCCUGGUCAAAGAUGCUUCCAAGCUGACUAUGGGUCAGCCCCUUUACAUCCGGGCCCCCCACGCUCUCGAGUCUCUCAUCAAACAGCCCCUGGACCGAUGGCUCUCGAAUGCCCGAGUGACCCAUUACCAGGCUUUGCUCCUAGAUACAGACCGCAUCCAGUUUGGAGCCCCCGUCACCCUCAACCCUGCAACACUGUUACCGGUGGUGGAAGGACCUGACUCCCAAGCCGACCAUGACUGUCUUCAGGUCCUGGCUGAAGUCUUUGGCACUCGACCAGACCUCAGCGAUCAACCACUAGAGGGGGCAGAUUAUACUUGGUACACGGACAGGAGCAGUUUCCUUGCAGAGGGUAAGCGCUGGGCAGGGGCAGCGGUCACCUCGGACAACAAAGUAAUAUGGGCAGAACCCUUACCAGAGGGGACUUCCGCACAAAAAGCUGAGCUGGUGGCCCUGACACAGGCACUGCGAUUGGCGGAAGGCAAAAAGCUAAACGUGUAUACUGAUAGCCAAUACGCCGUUGCCACUGCACACAUCCACGGAGAGAUUUACAAAAGAAGAGGACGUCUUACUUAAGGAGGAAAAGAAAUAAAAAACAAAGCUGAGAUCAUAGCGCUACUAGAGGCCUUGUUCUUACCAAAAGAGCUCAGCAUUAUGCACUGCCCAGGCCACCAGAAAGGAAACCACCCUGAGGCAAGAGGAAAUCGUCUAGCUGACCAGACGGCCAGAGACAUUGCCUCCAAGAGCCAAAUACAAACCGCGCAAAUUGACACUGAACGCAAAAGGCAGGAGGCCACCAGAGACUACACUCCAGAGGACAGAAAAUUACUUGAGAAAAUUGGAGCUUUCAACAACCCAAAAACAGGAUACUGGGAGUACCAAGGGAAAACCGUCCUGCCUCAGCGAUCGGUGGAGGGACUCCUAGAUGAACUUCACAGGUGGACCCACUUGGGAGUAACCAAAAUGAAAAGACUAAUCGAGCGAGAAGAAACCAUUCAUUAUCUCCCAAACAAAGACGCCAUCCUACAAAAGAUUGUUAAGAACUGUAAAGCCUGUGCCCAGGUGAACUGGGGCAAAAAUAAAGCCCAAGGAGGAGUGAGGCAAAGAGGUCACAGGCCUGGGGUCCAUUGGGAAGUCGAUUUUACUGAAGUUAAGCCAGGAAUAUAUGGAUACAAGUAUCUGCUAGUUUUCAUUGACACCUUCUCUGGAUGGCCAGAGGCGUACCCGACGAAGACAGAAACUGCUAAAAUGGUGUCUAAGAAGCUACUGGAGGACAUCUUUCCUCGAUUCAGGAUGCCUCAGGUAAUAGGGUCAGAUAACGGACCAGCCUUCGUCUCCCAGGUAAGUCAGACAGUGGCCAGGUUACUGGGGAUCGAAUGGAAAUUACAUUGUGCUUACAGACCCCAGAGCUCAGGCCAGGUAGAACGAAUGAAUAGAACUAUUAAGGAGGCUUUAACUAAAUUUUCGUUGGCAACUGGCACUAAGGACUGGGUGACCCUCCUCCCCCUAGCCCUAUAUCGGGCCAGGAAUACUCCUGGGCCCAGUGGAUUAACCCCCUUUGAAAUUCUGUACGGGACCCCUCCCCCGGCUGUCUCUUUUCUUGAUCCAGACAUCUCUAACUUUGUUAGCACCCCUUCCCUGCAGACGCACCUGCGAGCGUUGCAGCUGGCACACGAAGAAAUCUGGAAGAUCGAAUGGAAAUUACAUUGUGCUUACAGACCCCAGAGCUCAGAUUCUGUUAACACCCCUAUUGCACCCCAUCCCUUUCAGCCCGGUGACACCGUCUGGGUCCGGAGACACCAGACUCGGAGCCUAGAGCCCCGCUGGAAAGGACCCUACACCGUCCUCCUCACGACCCCUACGGCCCUCAAAGUGGAUGGAAUUGCAGCCUGGAUCCACACUUCACAUGUUAAGGCAGCCGACCCUGCGCACCGAGAACCCUCGAGGGAAGGGCAAGAACAAUGGCGGCUGACCCGGACACCCAACCCCCUAAAGAUAAGACUGGUCAAAGAAAAAUGAUAAUCAUGUUACUCUGGGUAAAUCUAUUUACUUAUGAAUUUGCUCCCAGUAAUGGGAGCCCCCAUACAGCUGUGCCGACCACCUGGCGAGUAAUUAAUCAAAUGGGCAUUGUAGUGUUUGAAGUCCACAAAACGGCACCAAAAGACACAUGGUGGCCCACAUUGUAUCCAGAUUUGUGCAAGUUAGCCUUAGGAGUACCGGAGCCUUGGGACUUAGAAGGAACCCACGAUACUGUAAAGGCACCCAGCCUGGCAAUUCCU
This is a messenger RNA of Nannospalax galili (Upper Galilee mountains blind mole rat), 3824 nucleotides long. RefSeq lists its product as uncharacterized. Lineage: Eukaryota; Metazoa; Chordata; Mammalia; Rodentia; Spalacidae. The record is from RefSeq and is a predicted model, not a curated record. Gene Ontology annotation, biological process: DNA integration. Gene Ontology annotation, molecular function: RNA-DNA hybrid ribonuclease activity; nucleic acid binding. The transcript has 3 exons.